AUUUCAAAACAAAACUGAAACACGGUUCUGUCUUUAAAAACUAUUUACCUUAACACCAACACUACUGCUGUACAAUAUCAUCAAAUCAAAUCAAAUUUUUUAAAAUUUUCAAGAUUUAUAACACAAGAUCAUCAUUUUUUAGUUUAUUUAUUGAACUAUGGCUUUGGGAAAGAGAUGCAAUUCAAUGAAGUUAAGCCGUGGCGCUGGAUACGAAAAUGAAGAAGCUUUGAAGCGAUUAGGUUGCGUGAGAUUUACGCGUAGUUUCGGGAGGAAAAGGAUUGUCAUUUCUAAUGAGGAUGUCGAAUUAUUAGUUCCGGAUUCGCCUAUUAAAACUCCGAAGCUUCGUUGUUUCGAGCCUGAUGAGAAAUCUUUAAUUGAAAGCUUGCCUCAGGAGAUUCUGAUUAGGAUUAUAUGUGGAGUUGAUCAUGAUGAUUUAAAGCAGCUUUUUCAUGUAUCUACAGCAAUUAGAGAAGCUACUUUGGUGGCUAAAGAAUGUCAUUUCGCCUACAAUACACCGAAAAAGACUCGAAAAUAUUUAAGUCCGUUCGAUUUAGAAAAUCAGAGCGAUUUUGAUGAGUUAAAAGUUCCAAAUGCGCCAAAGCAACGGAAUUUUAAGUCUCCAUUCAACUGGGAAGAUCUAUCCGAUGUAUCGGUUGAUUUAUUCGCUUCUUUCGGGACGGUUCUUCAUGGAAACAGAGGAGAAACAGAGUAGGUUUUGUUUUGUUUUGUAUAUAACACGAAUUUGAAGUUAAUUGUAGAUAGAGAAGAGGGGGAAAUUGGAGAUUUGAUAGUUCUUUUUAUCAGAUCUUUGUUUUUGGGUAGUUUUGUGUACAUGGCAAGAAUCUUUACGGGCUAAAGGUUAAUUUAUUCUUCAACACUUUCCAUUGAAGAUUUAGAUUGGCUUGUUUGUAUCUUUGUUAGUGUACAAUAUAUUUAUUUUAGGGCAAUCUAUGCCCUUUUGGUUCGAUAAAUUACGAGUUUGAUUAUGUAAAUUCGGCAUAAAAUAAAGAACAAUGUCUCGUAUAUUGUUUCGGUUUGUUUA
Mercurialis annua (annual mercury) is the source of this 1042-nucleotide messenger RNA. RefSeq names its product F-box protein SKIP27-like. The coding region runs from base 158 to 712 and encodes 184 amino acids. The record is from RefSeq and is a predicted model, not a curated record. The transcript is spliced from 4 exons. Lineage: Eukaryota; Viridiplantae; Streptophyta; Magnoliopsida; Malpighiales; Euphorbiaceae.